This is a messenger RNA of Acanthamoeba castellanii str. Neff, 537 nucleotides long. Its product is annotated as Ras subfamily protein. The transcript has 4 exons. Bases 1 to 537 code for a protein of 178 amino acids. Gene Ontology annotation, biological process: small GTPase-mediated signal transduction. The record is from RefSeq and is a predicted model, not a curated record. Lineage: Eukaryota; Discosea; Longamoebia; Acanthamoebidae. Gene Ontology annotation, molecular function: GTPase activity; GTP binding.
AUGAUGGAUGCCCUCACACAAGCAGCAACGUACGGGGACCCAGACGAUGAAGACGAAGACUGGGAGGACGUCAGCCUGGGCCUCUUCCGUGGCAAUAGCGCCGAUACGUUUGGGUUCAUGGAGGGAGACGUGCUGCUGGAGGGCGAGCGGGUGCGACUAAAGGUGAUACACAACGGCGGCGACAACUGCAUCGACGCGCGACUUGCGGAGGAGAUGAAGAACUGCGACAUCGUCAUCCUGCUUUUCGACAUCGCCAACAAACCCACCAUGGAGAAGCUCAAGACCAAGUGGUAUCCACUUGUCCGGAGCUGGAACGGAUCAGCGCCGCUCGUGCUGAUCGGGAACAAGCGCGACCUGCGCGCUGAUAAAACAGAUCACGUGCAAACGGCCGAGGGCGAGGCCGCUGCGGUGGCACUGGGCGAUAUCCCCUACAUAGAAACUUCGUUGGCUCACGACACCUGGGACGAGGAGACGACCACCCUCUGGCAGGCCUGUGUGCAGCUCUACAAGCGCACACCAACCAAGAAGAGCGAGUGA